AUGACCGUCCAAAAGCCAAUCACCUUCCCAUUCAAAUGCAGAGCUGCCGUCCUAAAAGAAUUCAACACUCAAGGAGAAUGUUUAGUUCGUGUCGCGGCUGCCGGUAUUUGUCACUCCGACUUGCACAUGAUUAAGGGAGACUGGACCAUGCGUGGUGUCGCAGACAUCUCUCCAUUACCUCAAGUUUUGGGUCACGAAGGUUCCGGUGUUGUUGCCAAGUGCGGCCCAGGUGUCACUUCCGUCAAGGAUGGCGAUCACUGUAUUUUGAUCUUUGCCAGUAACUGUGGAAAGUGUGACUACUGUCAAGUUGGUCGACCCAUGUUAUGUUCCGGACAUACCUCCAAGAAGACUGGUUCUCUCAACGACGGUACCACCCGUAUUCGUCUCAAGGAUGGUUCAACUGGUUACCACAUGGCUGGUUUGGCCUGUUUCGGUGAAUACGCCGUCAUCCCAGAAGACCAACUUUUGCCAAUUGACAAGGACAUUCCUCUUGACCGCGCUGCACUUGUGGGAUGUUCAGUCAUGACUGGUGUCGGAGCCGCCUUGAACACUGCAAAGGUUGAACCAGGUUCAACUGUAGUAGUCGUUGGUUGUGGAGGAGUAGGACUCAAUGUGGUUCAGGGAGCACGCAUCGUCAACGCCGGCAUGAUUAUCGGUAUUGACUUGGUCAGCAAGAAGCUCGACUACGCAAAGCAAUUCGGUGCUACCCACGUCAUUGAUGGAUCAAAGAUUGAAAACACCGUUGCUGAGGUCAUGCGAUUAACUGGUGGCAAGGGUGUCGACUAUGCUUUCGAUGCUAUUGGACACAAGUCUGUCUUGGAACAAAUCUUCCAAAUGAUCAAGCCUGGUGGACUCGCUGUCGAAAUCGGUAUUGCCCCAUUGACCCAAAUGGCCUCCAUCUCUCCCUUCAUGUUGGCCCUACAAGAAAAGAAGCUCGCUGGAUCUUUCUACGGUUCAGCCCGCCCUCGUGUAGACAUGAUCCGUCUCCUCGAUUUAUACAAACAAAAGCGUCUGAUGUUGGACGAACUGGUUUCAGAAACCAUCACAUUGGACCAAAUCAACCACGGCUUUGACCUCUUGAAGGCUGGUGCUGUAGCUCGAACUGUCAUCAAAUUCUUCUAA
This is a messenger RNA of Synchytrium microbalum, 1122 nucleotides long. RefSeq lists its product as uncharacterized. Gene Ontology annotation, biological process: formaldehyde catabolic process. The record is from RefSeq and is a predicted model, not a curated record. Gene Ontology annotation, cellular component: cytosol. The coding region runs from base 1 to 1122 and encodes 373 amino acids. Gene Ontology annotation, molecular function: zinc ion binding; S-(hydroxymethyl)glutathione dehydrogenase [NAD(P)+] activity. The transcript has 9 exons. NCBI's taxonomy places the organism in Eukaryota, Fungi, Chytridiomycota, Chytridiomycetes, Synchytriales, Synchytriaceae.